This is a messenger RNA of Nycticebus coucang (slow loris), 1847 nucleotides long. RefSeq names its product N-alpha-acetyltransferase 80, NatH catalytic subunit (gene NAA80). The record is from RefSeq and is a predicted model, not a curated record. The transcript is spliced from 2 exons. Gene Ontology annotation, cellular component: cytoplasm. Bases 177 to 1103 code for a protein of 308 amino acids. NCBI's taxonomy places the organism in Eukaryota, Metazoa, Chordata, Mammalia, Primates, Lorisidae. Gene Ontology annotation, biological process: protein acetylation. Gene Ontology annotation, molecular function: acetyl-CoA binding; N-acetyltransferase activity.
GCCACGCCCAUGGUGGGUGGGGUUGGCACUGAAGGGUUAAGCCAGACGGAAAUCCCGGGACUCCAGGCCUAGGCGCGGGUCUUGGGGCUUCAUCCCUUCAGACCAAGAGGUGCAACUGACACAGAAGCGGCUGUUGCAGGCAAGAGCUGACCCCUACACUAGUGCCUACACACCAGAUGGAGGUGAUCCUGAAUACCAGCCCAACUGAGCUGACUCUGGAUCCAGCAUGCCAGCCAGAGUUGACCCUGAGAUCCAGCCUAAACAAGCUAACCCUGGAUCCAGCACACCACUCAGAGCUGACCCUGAGCACCCAGCUAGCUGAGCUGACACUGGAUUCCACAAGCCAAACAAAGAUGACCCUCCGUCCUGGCCUAGCUGAACUUAACCUUGAGGAGACCCCAAUCCCCAACCUGGCUGAGUUGAUCCUGGAGCCUGUGCACUGCCGACCAGAGCUCUUGGAUGCUUGUGCUGACCUCAUCAAUGAGCAGUGGCCCCGCAGCCGUGCCUCCCGCCUGCACUCCCUGGGCCAGUCUUCAGAAGCCUUCCCCCUCUGCCUGAUGCUGCUAAGCCCUCGCCCCACACCUGAAGCAGCACCCAUUGUGGUAGGCCAUGCCCGGCUGUCACGGGUGCUAGGCAGGCCCCAGAGCCUUUUAGUGGAGACAGUGGUGGUGGCUCGGGCCCUGAGGGGCCGUGGCUUUGGCCGCCGCCUCAUGGAGGGCCUAGAGGUCUUUGCUCAGGCCCGGGGCUUCCAUAAGCUACACCUCACCACUCAUGACCAGAUGCAUUUCUAUGCCCACCUGGGCUACCAGCUGGGUGAGCCUGUGCAGGGCCUGGUCUUCACUAGUCGACAGCUGCCCACCACCCUGCUCAGUGCCUUCCCCAGGGCUCCCUCUACCUGGACACCCUGCAAGGCCCCAAACUUGACUGCCCAAGUUGUCCCAGUGGACCCCAAGGGGCCUCCAUUACCACCACCCCCUCCCCUGCCUGAGCCCCUGACCACCUCACUCCCAGCUCCGUCAGGCAACCCUCCAAAAAGCCUGCUGGUGACAAAAUACCAAAACCAGAAGGGAUGCCCCAUCUUCUGGAUGGAGAAAGACAUCUGAGGGCCACCCAGGGCAAGGGACUGCUGUUCUGUGUCAAUGGACUGUGUGGGACAGAACUGGCCUCAGCCCACUGGUGAUACCUUGAUCCCUAGCUCCUGGGGGGCAAUUUUAGCCUGGGUUUGUUUUAUGGGUACCAGUGGGGGUCCAGGAGGUGGCUCCAUAGCUCUGGCUCAAAGUCAUCAGUGUGGCUCAAUAAAGGCUUCUGGUGGGUGUGGCUGUGACAGUUUAUUUGUUGACCCCAACCCUCAUCUCUCAGGUCCCCUAUUUCUGCAGAAUCUUCAGAUUCACCUGGGCCCUGGGAUCACUGAGGAGAGAACACCUGUUCUUUGCCCCUCCCUCUCUGCCAGGUCCAGGGGACAGAGGGGACUGUUCUCUUCUCCAUUUACUCAUCAUUCACUGAGCAGCUAUUGUUUUGUCAAACUCUGGGUGGGGGAUAAGCAAUGGAGAACUGAACAGGUAGAGUCUCUAACCACAGGGACAGAUAGGGGACGAACAGGUAUACAGUAGCAAGAUCCACACUGGAGCAAGGGAAGUUCAGAGGCUUCAGGAGCCCAAGUGCCCUCACUCCAACUGGGGAUCCAGGAGCCCUCCCAGAGUAGGUGACAGUUGAAUAGAGACUUGAGUGCUGGUAAGAAUUAAGCCAGGCAGGCAAGGAUGUGGAAGCUGAGGAUUCUUGGGGCAGAGAAUAACAUGGGGAAAGGAAAGAAGGGGACUUGUGACAGCUAUGGGUAAGGGGGUUGUCAG